Gongylonema pulchrum is the source of this 831-nucleotide messenger RNA. Lineage: Eukaryota; Metazoa; Nematoda; Chromadorea; Rhabditida; Gongylonematidae. The record is from the annotation of a GenBank genome assembly.
AUGUGUUUGUUGUCGUACGGUUCGAAGCUGGCAAAAGAGGUCCGUCUGGUGGUACGAAUCAGCGGUGAUAACGUAUCAUUGAGGGGUCUGCGUCGAGCCUUGUAUAAUUUCUUGUUUGCUCGUGCGAACAACGGAAAAUUCAUCCUACAGCUUGCGCUAAACAGACAUGGCAGGCAACCUCGGGCCAAGAAAAUCGAAGCCCUCCUGGAUCGAUUUGGCCUGGAGCAAGAUGAAGGCCCAACAGUUGGUGGACCAUUUGCCCCAUAUUCGGUGGCCAAACGCCUGAAAACAUACGCCGAUGUGGUGGAACGUCUGAUCGAUACCCAGUGUGCUUAUCGAUGUUUUUGUUGCGGUGAUGCCUGGAAAGAGACUGAUCCGACGCUAAAGGAACCGGUGAAAUUGCCGCUCUGCAGCAGUAAAUGCGCUCUGAGACCACGGAGUGAAUCAAAAAUUAUGGCGAGGGAUGGGAUGCCGCAUACUGUUCGGCUAAAGAUUGCUGCGGGUACAUUUCAGUAUCGAGAUAUUCUGGAAGGUAUGUUACCGAGGCCCGUACCGGCCAUGGAUCAAGUGCUGCUCAGGCCCAAUUCUAUGCCUACAUCAUUUUUUGCGAACAUUGUUGAUAAUCAUACGCUCUGUGCAAGCCAUUACGUUGCUUCCACAUCACGCGAUUUUCUUCAACUUCCGCUGAUGAAACCUGAAAAACAGGAACUUGCCCAGGAAGAGCAACAGGAACUUGAUGAACAACAACUACUGCAAAUGUUUGAUAUGAUGGAUGAUAAUUUGUUGAGCGAUAUUACCCCCCUAUCAGAUCCAUUUCCCAAAGGAUCAUAA